Molecule: messenger RNA, 1163 nt
Organism: Acaulospora morrowiae
Lineage: Eukaryota; Fungi; Glomeromycota; Glomeromycetes; Diversisporales; Acaulosporaceae
Source: the annotation of a GenBank genome assembly
GGUCGGAACAACAGCAAGUUACAUGCUAUCAUCACAAUGAUGCAAACAAUGAAUGGAUUGUGAAAAAGAUUCGUAAUAAAAAAUCUUCCGAAUCUCCGGAGUCAGAUGAAUCGUCCGAAUCGUUUAACAACAAAACCGAUAUUGAGUUUAUAAAGAAUAAUGAUGUGAUCCGUUUAUUACACGCUAAAACGGGACGGAACCUCCAUUCUCACCAAGUGAAGGCACCUGUCACGAAAUCGCAAUGGGAAGUCAGCUGUUACGGUAAUGAAACCGUUGGUGACAGUAAUGAUUACUGGAUUGUUGAGGUGUACGAUGAUCUAAAUGUCAAGACCGAUAGAGUUCGUUCAUUGACCACUCGUAUACGAUUCCGUCACAAAGUUCAUAAUUGUUAUCUUCGAGCGGCGAAUGUUGUCUUGCCACAAUGGGGAUUCAAGCAAACAGAGGUCACUUGUGACAAAAGAAACAACCCAAAGGAUGUAUUUACGCAUUGGAAUAUUGAACGUCAUUGGAAUGAUAAAUUGCCACCGGGUGGAAAAUCUCAUUAUAAAUCAAGAUUUUUCAAUGAUUUCUGGCACUUGAAUGUUGCCAUGUAUACUACGAAUAAUGCCCUUGUUCCUGAUCCUGAUAAGGAUGACAUUCUUGCGUCUUCCCCACGUCAAUGGCCAAUUAUGGAAGUCGGUCUUCGAAUGUGUUCAUGGGCUGACAAUGCCGUCAAGUAUUAUCUACUUGGCAACCCCUUCGUUUGGUUACCUGGGACUGCUUCAUUGGUUCUUUACCUUCUUGUUCUAGCUUGGUAUAUUGUCAGGCGACAACGUCAAUAUCGAGAUCUUACACCAGCACAAUGGGAUCAUUAUCUGUACAUCGGAAAGGUCUGUCUGGUUGGAUGGUUUUUACAUUAUAUACCAUUCUGUAUAAUGGGUCGCGUUACGUAUCUACAUCACUACUUCCCCGCACUUUAUUUCUCAAUCUUAAUGGCCGGAUAUAUCGGUGACCAUUUCACUUCGAAACUCAACAAAAAAUUCAAGGAUAUUAUAUUCGGAAUAAGCUAUUUGCUAAUCGUUGGAGUAUUCCUAUAUUUCAAGGAUGUCUCAUUUGGAAUUACCUAUCCUUCGAAGGAGUACAAGAGUAGAAAAUGGUUUAGCACUUGGAAUAUUGCGGACUAA